This is a messenger RNA of Penicillium pulvis, 1062 nucleotides long. Its product is annotated as aldo/keto reductase. The transcript has 2 exons. Gene Ontology annotation, molecular function: aldose reductase (NADPH) activity. Gene Ontology annotation, cellular component: cytosol. The record is from RefSeq and is a predicted model, not a curated record. NCBI's taxonomy places the organism in Eukaryota, Fungi, Ascomycota, Eurotiomycetes, Eurotiales, Aspergillaceae. Bases 1 to 1062 code for a protein of 353 amino acids.
AUGGCCUCUUUUGCAUUGAUUCGCAGCUCGGUGCUCAAUAAGCCUUUCACUCCAUUCCGACAGUCAAUCUCUCGCGCGAUCGCCACCCGGGCAACCUCAUACACACUAAACACGGGACACAAGAUUCCCGCACUCGGAAUUGGCACAUUCGGAGACGCAGAAUCUCAGGAAGCCAUCGUCACCCAAGCAUUAAAAAAGGGCAUAAGAUUCAUUGAUACUGCCCGUGUAUACGAUGUCGAAGUUCAAGUAGGCAAAGGCAUGAAAUGCAGCGGUGUUCCGCGUGAAGACGUGUACCUCGCCACUAAGCUCUGGUGCUCGGACUACCACCCCGAGGAUGUGGAGCGUGCCUUGGAUGACUCGCUCCGUGACCUGGAUACUCCAUAUGUUGAUUUGCUUCUUAUGCAUUAUCCGUGUACCUUCAAGCGUGGAUCUGAUCGGUUCCCUCGCGACGACGGUGGAAGGAUGAUCGAAGGGGAGACCAGCUAUUUGGAUACCUGGAGAGCGAUGGAGAAGUUGACUCGGUCGGGCAAGGUGAAGUCUAUUGGAGUCUCCAAUUUCAGCAAAGGAGAAAUCGAGACAUUGAUCAAAGAUUCGUCAACUAUCCCAGCCGUUCAUCAGAUGGAAGUUCACCCGUAUCUCCAACAAAAAGGAUUCAACAAUUGGCUCCAGGAUAAGGGAAUCCACGUCGUUCAAUUCAGUCCUCUAGGCAACAUGAACGAUUUCUACCGGAAAACUGGCUGGAGCAAAGAGGUUUCGCACAUGAUGCGCGUGAUUGACCAGCCAAUUUUGAAGGAAAUCGCAGAGAAACACAAUAAAAGCCCGGUUCAGGUCGUUCUUGCGUGGGGCAUCAAUAGUGGGAGAAGUGUCAUUCCGAAGAGUGUGAUUGAUUGGCAGGUCGACGAAAACAUUGCUGCCGAUUUUGAAUUAGAAGAGGAGGACAUGUUUAGGAUUGCGACUUUGGAUGCGAGAGCGCGGUUCAAUGAUCCUAGUCUGGAUUAUGAGUGGAGGCUUUAUUCAGACUUGGAGGGGAUUGACGGGACCGUUAGAGGGAAGACUCAUUAG